Amyelois transitella is the source of this 1313-nucleotide messenger RNA. RefSeq lists its product as uncharacterized. The coding region runs from base 120 to 1286 and encodes 388 amino acids. Lineage: Eukaryota; Metazoa; Arthropoda; Insecta; Lepidoptera; Pyralidae. The transcript has 2 exons. The record is from RefSeq and is a predicted model, not a curated record.
AGUACGGGCGAAAGUAUUUGCAACAUAUAUCUACGAAACGACUUAGUUGAGGUAUAAAACGGGGGGACGCAGUGGCCUGAGUACACUCCAGCGCUCGCUGAUCUACAAGCAAGGCGAAAAUGAAGCUAUUGAGGUCGUCCUUAAUCUUGGCCGUGGCUUUAAGCCUGGCCACGGCAGAGGAGAAGGUGGCGAAAGACACAAAGGCUGAACAAACUAAUGCUGUAGAAGACAAGAAACAAGAGAAGAGAGGUCUUUCUGAAUGGUACGGCAACAGCGGCGCUGGCGGUGACUAUGGACAUUCUGAGAUCGGUCACGGCGACUACGGCGGCGACGCGGGAGGAGACUUAGGAGGUCACGGAGACUUGGGAGGCCAAGGAGAUUUGGGAGGCCACGGGCUGGAAGGCCACACCGAAGAACACGUGCACAAAACCGUCACUGUUGUCAAGAAAGUGGCCGUUCCGUACCCAGUGGAGAAACACAUCCCAGUUCCCGUCGAGAAGAAAAUCCCCUAUCCAGUGAAAGUGCCAGUGCCUCACCCUUAUCCCGUCGUGAAAACCGUGCACUUCCCAGUGAAGGAGUACAUCAAAGUGCCCGAGUACAUCCCUAAGCCGUACCCAGUGACCAAGCAUGUCCCUGUCCCGGUCAAGGUUCACGUCGACAGGCCCGUCCCGGUUAAGGUCUACGAACACGUGCCGUAUCCAGUGGAAAAACACAUUCACGUGCCAGUCAAAGUGCCCGUGCCACAGCCCUACCCAGUGGAAAAGGAAGUCCAUGUCCCAUACAAGGUCCCAGUCAAAGUGCACGUUCCCUAUCCAGUGGAGAAGGUCGUACACUACCCAGUGAAGGUGCCAGUCGACAACCCUGUCCCGGUUCACGUGGAGAAACCCGUCCCAGUGCCCGUCGAGAAGCCUGUCCCGUACCCCGUGGAGAAGAAAGUGCCUUACCCCGUCAAAGUGCCCUACGACAACCCUGUGCCGGUCCACGUUGAAAAACCAGUGCCUUACCCCGUCAAGGUACAUGUUCCUGCUCCUUACCCAGUAGAAAAGGUGAUCCCCUACCCUGUAGAGAAGAAAGUGCCCAUCCCGGUCAAGAUUCCCGUGGACAGGCCUUACCCAGUCCACAUCGAAAAGCACGUGCCCUACCAUGUUGAGAAGCAUGUGCCUUAUCCAGUCAAAAUCCCAGUGCCAAUUGUACAUGAGGAGAAGCAUGAGAGCCACGGCUGGGAAGGCUCUUCAGGGCUGGAGAGCUACGGCGGGGAAGGUGGCCACGAGGAAUACCACCAUUAACAGAACUGAUCUCUUUUUAGUGUUUUU